AUGGAUCAAAUUAUUGCUGAACAUCAAAUCCUUGAAAAAAAACAAAACGAUCACGUCAGAAAAUCUUUUGAAAGCGUCGACACUUUGAUUAAAGCUUUAAAUGAAACAAAUUUAACAUUACAAACAAUAGAUCCAGUGAAUUCAUUACAGGCUUUACAACUACUCUCAAAAAAAUCUAGGGAAAUAUCAGAGCAAGUUUCAUUCAAUAACAAAGAAUUUCAACGAUCAAUUGUGAAAUAUGAAAAGGCUGUGGACAAGAAAUGGAGUAAAGAUAUUACAAUAGCUAGUAAUCCUCAAGCAUUCGAUGAUAAAGAUAAAAUACUUCAGAAAACUGUUGCCUUACAUUUUAUAAGGCAAGGAAAAUUUGAAUUGGGUGAAACUUUUAUUAGGGAGGCUCAAUUGGAUAUUUCACCGGCUCUUCAACAGCAAUUUGCCACAAUGUAUGAAAUUCUUGAGGCAAUAAAAUUUCAAGAAUUAGAGCCCGCAUUAUCUUCGCUUGAAUUUCAGCUUCAUCGCCUUCGCUACAUCCAAUUUUUAAUAGACCAACAACAUAAUGAAGCAUUGAUGUACGCAAAAAAUAAUUUUAAUUAUUUUAAUAAUCGCCAUUUACAUGAAAUACAACGUCUAAUGUGUGCAUUGGCUUAUAUUAAUCGUUUACAAUCAUCGCCUUACGCUGAUUUAUUAUCUACGGACGCAUGGACAAAUAUUGAACACAUAUUCACAAGAGAUUUUUGUAAUUUAUUAGGAAUGUCAUAUGAAAGUCCACUAUUUAUAAGUGUAACAGUUGGUGCACAAGCAUUACCUACAAUUAUCAAAAUGGCGACAAUAAUGAAAGAAAAGAAGAAUGAAUGGAGUCAACAGGAUGAAUUACCAGUUAAUACAUUUCCUUUAAUGGAUGAUAUGAGAUAUCAUUCUAUUUUUGCAUGUCCUGUAUCUAAAGAACAAUCAACAGAAGAUAAUCCUCCAAUGAUGAUGCCUUGUGGUCAUGUAAUAUGUAAAGAAAGUUUAACAAAAUUAAUCGGUUUAAAUGUCCAUAUUGUCCAAGUGAAUCUAACGCAAGUCAAGCAAUGA
Messenger RNA from Entrophospora candida, 1071 nucleotides. The record is from the annotation of a GenBank genome assembly. Lineage: Eukaryota; Fungi; Glomeromycota; Glomeromycetes; Entrophosporales; Entrophosporaceae.